Messenger RNA from Clonostachys solani, 729 nucleotides. Lineage: Eukaryota; Fungi; Ascomycota; Sordariomycetes; Hypocreales; Bionectriaceae. The record is from the annotation of a GenBank genome assembly.
AUGUUUUACAAGACAGAAGAAAACAAUCACGGCCUUCCUUAUGAUCCUUUCAAGGCCUGUGUUGUCCCUCGGCCUAUAGGAUGGAUCUCAACAGUAUCUGCAGAUGGAAAAGAUAAUCUUGCACCCUUCAGCCAAUUCACCAACGUCACUUACGAUCCACCAAUGGUGAUUUUCAGUGCCAAUAAUGCUUUGGGGGGUGGAAGAAAAGAUACAGUGAGCAACAUCCAGGCAACCAAAGUUUUCUGCUGGCAGGUCGCGACCUAUGAUUUGCGUGAAGAAGUCAAUAAGACAGCCGAGAUGCUUGCCCCUGAGGUGGACGAGUUUGAAAAGGCUGGACUGCAGAAGACAUGGUCGCAAAGCCUCAAAACUCCGGUUCCCAUGGUGGCUGCCUCGCCGGUGCGGUUCGAAUGCGAAUACGUCCAAACAAUUCAAAUCCCCGGAAACCCGCCGUUUGGUACCGUUGACCUCGUCAUAGGACGUGUUGUGGGCGUUCACAUCGAUGAAUCUGUGUUGACGGAUGGGAAAGUCGACGUAGCAAAGACGAACCCUAUUUCUCGGCUUGGCUAUUACGAGUAUGGCGUAAUUGGCAAAACAUUCGAAAUGGUAAUUCCUGGUGAUAAGACAAUCCUAGCUGGGCUUGAGGGAAGCCCUGUGAAGAGCCGAGAUGCCGUUAGUGCUAAAACCGACGAGAAAAAGGAGAGAGAUACCGCUAAAGAUGUAGGGAACUAA